AUGAACUAUGAUCUAAAAAAAGGCGCAGAAUAUAUUACUCAGGAUCAAGGAAAUGAAUUUGGAAACGUUUCUACAGAAUUUAUCACUUUUCAAAUAGAUUUACUUCUAAUAUUACAGCAGAUGGCCUACAUGCUUAAUAAAAGAAACGAAACUGGAUUCAUUCACAAAGAAUACUUUUUAACGGUUUGUUUAUUGCUCCCGAGAUGUUUGGACUAUGUCAAUAUUAAUGUCUUUCGGAAUUCCAUAACAGUUAUGUUGAACGAAUUUCAUAUAGUACUGUGUCACACAUUACCAACGUAUUAUAUAAAAAAUAUUAAUACAUCACGUGAUGAUACAGGAAAAGUACGUUUUAAUAAUGACAUUGACAAAAACUUGACAUAUAUAAUAUCGAUGAUAGAAAAUAAAACAAAAAUUUUUAACAACUUGUCAGAGAUUCCAAACUACGAGAGAGACAGUAAGAAUUUUCUUUUAAAAGUUUACAAGAUUAUUGGCAAUAUCGAUUUGAUAUCAUGUAUGAGUAAAAACCUCGAUAAACUAAAGUACAAUUAUAAGGUACAAGAUAUACUUUACGAUAAAAAAUUAAGAAAGGCUAAGAUCAGAGACAAUAAAAAUAAACAAUUACUUGAAAACUAUAGAGCUUUAGUGCUCGCCAAUGUUAAUUAUUCAUUUAAUCUUAAGAAAUAUUGCGGUUUAUUAAAAUAUGAAAUUCGAUCAUACGAUUUAAGCAAAGUCGAAACAAUGGACGAAUUAUUUAUUUAUACAUUAAAUAGACUCCAACAACAUUUUACAAAUAUUAUAUUAAGCAGGAAAAGGAAACAUUCUGACACAACUGAAAAAGACUUGGUGGACACAAAAAAAAUUACAAACAUGAUACUCGAUUUAUGUGAAAAAAUCUCUUACAUUCUUGUCUUUUUUAAGGAAAAUAAGUUUCAAGACGACUCGAACAUGUUCAAUUUGUAUUUUACGUUCUGCUUCGAUUUUAAGGAAUACAUCGAAGUCCGUUGCAUCAGUGCGUUUCACAAGAUUCCAGCUGCUAAGAAUUUCGAGACCGAGUGGAAAAAUUGUAUGUGGGAGUCGUUGAAAAACCUUUGGACGUAUAAUAUAUUUAUAACAACUACUAAGGUCCCGGAAAUAAGAUACGAUAUGGAUUUAAUAAAUGAAGAUUGUAUAUAUUAUUACAUAAAAUACCCAUCGACACUCUAUGAUAGCAUCAAACAAUAUGACAAAGAAAUUGGCGUAUGGACCACUUUUCAGUGGUUGAGCGGUAAAUAUUUUCUUACCGAAAAUUUCGAAAACGUAGAUAUGAAUGAGUUAAAAUUGAAAAAUAUAAAUAUUAAAAACGUAAAUAUGAGUUUAUCAGUGGCGUAUUAUGCGCUAUUACCGUGGAGUAUAAACACAUUCCCUGUAGGCCUACUUCAUAAUAUGAUAUUACAGCAUCUAAACAGAACAAUGAAUACGUAUGUUUACAGAUACGCUCUAAUUAUAGAUUUGUACUUAAAGCGCACAAGUAGCAGUGUCAAUUCUCACGUUUUACAAAGCAUACGAGAUAGUGUUCGGUGGUAUACGGGCGGGACAGAAAUAUUUUACAAAUAUCUUAAUUUACCUUUGUACACUGAUAAAGACCCACAGANUGAUAAUGGUAAAAUAAAUGUUUACGACAUCAUUCCUAUGGACGCAAAAGACGAUUUUUUGAAGUGGUCCGAAACCGAACUUCCCGAUAAAGAUGACGAGUACUAUCAAUUCAACACGGUUAUAAAUAUGAAUUGCAUGGACGCUAUGGACUACAUGAAUACUUUCCUUUCGAUCGCAGUGAAGUCUUUGGACAUAAAAUCCGAAUUCUAUCCUCCUUCAAUUACGUACACCGAUUACUGCCCGGAAAAUAUAUUUAAUGUUAAAUCGGUCGAAAAACCUAUAAGAGUAAAUAAAUUUAGUACUUUUUUUCUUUUUUAA
Molecule: messenger RNA, 1950 nt
Organism: Cinara cedri
Lineage: Eukaryota; Metazoa; Arthropoda; Insecta; Hemiptera; Aphididae
Source: the annotation of a GenBank genome assembly